Anastrepha obliqua is the source of this 689-nucleotide messenger RNA. RefSeq lists its product as uncharacterized. Lineage: Eukaryota; Metazoa; Arthropoda; Insecta; Diptera; Tephritidae. The transcript has 3 exons. The record is from RefSeq and is a predicted model, not a curated record. Bases 9 to 689 code for a protein of 226 amino acids.
UCGAGUUUAUGGAAUCUCAUCCAGAUUUGGCGAAGAAUUUUUCGAAGGGCGACAGAGUUGCUGUUGAGGAAAAGUGGAAAGAGCUAACGACGCUGCUAAAUGCAGAAGGGCCGCCCCAAAAAGAUGUUAAUGGAUGGAAAAAAAUAUGGUCUGACUGGAAGGGGUGCAUUCGGAAAAAGGUUGCCCAUAACAAUCUAGAAUCGAGGGCAACAGGAGGUGGACCCUUUAAUAAGCAUGUACUGACGAGCAACGAAGAAUGUGUUGCAAGAACUUGUGGAAUUUUUGCAGCCGUUGAGGGCAUAAGCCAUUCUAGAAGCUUUGGGACAGAAGAAAAUAAUAGCGCUAUCGAAUCUGAGGAAGAACGUCCCCAAACAAGUAGGGAAGCGGUGGCUACCCCGAGAGCUGCAAAAAGGCCACGAGUGUCAACGCAGGACAGCCUUCAGUCGUGUAUGGCAACGCAAUCUAGUUGUAUGGAGAAAAUAUCCACCACUUUAGAUAACAUUUGCGAAAACCAACACAAGAUUGCAAAAUCGCAGGAAGAUGAAAGGGAAGAGAUUCGACGACUUCGUCGUGCUGUUGAGAAACAAAAUGAAUUGCUGGCAGAGCAAAAUCGCUUGAAGACUCAAACAAUUUCCUCAUCAAUUGGAUUGUUUUCUAAUACGGUUUCUGUUUCAAUGUCAUCUAUUUGA